Debaryomyces hansenii CBS767 is the source of this 915-nucleotide messenger RNA. It is a transcript of the gene HIS1, whose product is annotated as ATP phosphoribosyltransferase. The transcript is spliced from 2 exons. Gene Ontology annotation, biological process: L-histidine biosynthetic process. Gene Ontology annotation, molecular function: magnesium ion binding; ATP phosphoribosyltransferase activity. The coding region runs from base 1 to 915 and encodes 304 amino acids. Lineage: Eukaryota; Fungi; Ascomycota; Pichiomycetes; Serinales; Debaryomycetaceae. Gene Ontology annotation, cellular component: cytoplasm. The record is from RefSeq and is a predicted model, not a curated record.
AUGGAUUUAGUGAAUCACCUUCCAGACCGUUUAUUGUUUGCUGUUCCUAAAAAGGGACGUUUAUAUGAAAAAUGUUGUAGCUUGUUGAAAGGGGUUGAUAUUCAGUUCAGAAGAUCCAAUAGAUUGGAUAUUGCUAUUUCCACCAACUUACCAAUUGCAUUAAUUUUCUUGCCUGCAGCGGAUAUUCCAAUUUUUGUCGGUGAAGGUAACUGUGAUUUAGGUAUUACUGGAUUGGAUCAAAUUAAAGAGGCCGAUAUGUUCAACUCCGUUGAAGAUUUGUUGGAUUUACAAUUUGGAUCUUGUAAAUUACAAAUUCAAGUCCCAGCUGAAGGUGAAAUUACUAAACCUGAACAAUUGGUUGGUAAGAAGAUUGUUAGUUCAUUCACCAAGUUGAGUGUUGAUUACUUUAAAACGUUAGAGAACGUUGAAGAUGAAACUAAAUUAUCUACGAGUAUCAGGUAUGUCGGUGGUUCAGUUGAGGCUUCUUGCGCCUUGGGAGUCGCGGACGCUAUUGUUGAUUUAGUUGAAAGUGGUGAAACUAUGAAGGCUGCCGGCUUAACAGCAAUUGAAACUAUUUUGCAAACUUCUGCCCAUUUGAUCUCUUCUAAGAAACCAAAAUUUCCGGAAUUGGUUGAAAGAAUCCACCAAAGAUUCGAAGGUCUUAUGGCUGCACAAAAAUAUGUUCUAUGUAACUACAAUGCUCCAAGAUCAAUUUUGAGUGCCGUUUUACAAAUCACUCCUGGUAGAAGAUCCGCAACUAUUUCAGCCUUGGAAAAAAAGAGUGACGAAAAUGAAGAAUGGGUGGCCGUUUCUUCUAUGGUCGAAAAGAAGAAGAUAAGUGAUAUUAUGGAUGAUUUGAAAAAGGCCGGUGCUUCGGAUAUUUUAGUGUUUGAUAUCGGUAACUGUAGAGUUUAG